UAGGGUGUAGUGAUUUACAAAAUAAUCCAGUCUCUGAAACGCUCUGUAAAAGCGUCUGAACGUCUGAUACAAAAUGCAAAAUACUUGCACUAAGUUUUUAUCCAAAUCAUUUAUAUUUAUUCAAACCCGAUCAGUAAAAACCUACCGUAAAAAACCAAAGCCAGCAUUCCUUGACAAGCUCCGAAUAUUUGUACGAGGUGGUGCAGGUGGCCAGGGGCACCCGAAAUAUGCUGGUCUUGGCGGAAAGGGAGGGGAUGUCAUUAUUCGGGCAGUCAAAAGAGUUCAGUUUAAAGAUCUCAUUGAGGUAAACCCUACAAAGAGGUACACAGCAGCAAGUGGUGCUAAUAGCUCGAAGAAGUUAUUGUUAGGUCCUCCUGGAGAAGACCAAAUUAUACCUGUACCAGUCGGUGUCACCGUAACAACUGAUACAGGACGUGUUAUAGGAGACCUGAAUGAAGAGGGGCAAGAAGUUAUUGCUGCAAGAGGAGGUGAAGCUGGGGGUCCAGAGAACAAUUUCAAUGGCAAGAAAGGAGAAGCCCAUUCUGUAACAUUAGAUUUAAAAUUGAUAGCAGAUAUUGGAUUGGUAGGAUUUCCAAAUGCAGGAAAGUCAACAUUUUUGUCAGCCAUAUCAAGAGCCACUCCAAAAAUUGCUGAUUAUCCAUUUACCACUAUCAGACCACAGAUAGGUAUCAUGGAAUACCCGGACUUUAGACAGAUCACCAUUGCUGACCUGCCAGGACUGAUUGAGGGAGCUCAUGUAAACUUUGGUAUGGGACAUAAGUUCUUGAAGCAUGUAGAGAGAACCAAGAUGCUGCUGUUUAUGGUGGAUAUUAAUGGAUUUCAACUUAGUACACAGUACGAAUACAGAACAGCUUUUGAAACUAUUUUACUGCUUAAUAAGGAGCUGGAGUUGUUUAACAUGGACCUCUUAAAGAAGCCAGCAGUGUUAGCAUUAAACAAGAUAGACACAGAUGAAGAUGGAACAAGAACUGACGCCAUUGUUGAUCAGAUUAUGAAUUUACCAGAUUCCUUGUCUGAGGUAGACGAGUCACUACACCCUGAAACUUUGAUAAAGUUUGAUGAAAUUUACAAGAUUUCUACUAUGUUUGAUCAAAAUACAUUAACUAUGAAAGACAGAUUGCGAAAAUUGUUAGAUAUAUACAGUUAUCGUGAAGAUGAGCAGAAGACUGUUGUGGAAAAUAACAGACUUGCAAAACAAGAACGUGUUUUAGGAGUGGAACAAAACAGAAAUAAAAUUGUGUGAUAUUUUUA
Messenger RNA from Mercenaria mercenaria, 1272 nucleotides. RefSeq names its product GTP-binding protein 10-like. Gene Ontology annotation, cellular component: mitochondrion. The record is from RefSeq and is a predicted model, not a curated record. The transcript has 9 exons. Gene Ontology annotation, molecular function: GTPase activity; magnesium ion binding; GTP binding. Bases 74 to 1264 code for a protein of 396 amino acids. Lineage: Eukaryota; Metazoa; Mollusca; Bivalvia; Venerida; Veneridae.